Molecule: messenger RNA, 4097 nt
Organism: Electrophorus electricus (electric eel)
Lineage: Eukaryota; Metazoa; Chordata; Actinopteri; Gymnotiformes; Gymnotidae
Gene: relch
Product: RAB11 binding and LisH domain, coiled-coil and HEAT repeat containing
Biological process (GO): intracellular cholesterol transport
Cellular component (GO): recycling endosome; trans-Golgi network
Molecular function (GO): protein binding
Source: RefSeq, a predicted model, not a curated record
GACGGUCCAAGCCGAGCACGGAAGGGACGUUUAUUAGAGACCCGCGCGAGCCGCCGUUCGUCCCGGAGCACAGACAUUACCCCGGCGUGUGAACAUGGCGGCGGGCAGCGUCAACCCGUUCAACACCAGCGACUCGGACGAGGAAGCGGAGCGGAGGCGCGAGCCCAGCCCGAGCGCUGAGCCGCACGGCGCGAGCCUUGCACCGUUCUCCUCGCAGACGGACGCUGAGCCGCGCGCCCUGUCGCUCCCCGGCACCCGCGCGAGCCCCGGCGGGGACGGGGUCCCGACAGAGACGCGCGUGUCGGUGGACGCGGUGGCCGCUCAGCUGCUCCGGGAUCAGUACAUCCUCACGGCCCUGGAGCUGCACACCGAGCUGCUCGAGGCCGGCCGGGAGCUCCCCCGGCUGCGGGACUACUUCUCUAACCCGGGCAACUUCGAGAGGCAGAGCGGAACUCCGCCCGCCUGCAAAGACCCCGGAGCCGUAGCGCUGACUGCGCAGGGCCAAGAUAAAAAGAGAAGAAAGAACGAUGUUCAUGUAUUCGAUCGUACGGGCAGCAUCAGCACACUGGACUCUCUGGACUUCACACGCUACUCAGACGACGGGAACCGGGAGUCGGACGAGCGGGUUGCAGUUCUGGAAUUUGAACUACGGAAAGCCAAGGAGACCAUUCAGGCUCUACGCACCAACCUGACUCAGGCUACAGAAUGUGAAAUCCCUUCCCAAGAGCGUAAAAACUACAAAUCCAGUCCUGAAAUUCAGGAGCCCAUCCGCCCUUUGGAGAAAAGAGCCUUAAAUUUUUUAGUGAAUGAAUAUUUGUUAAAAAAUGAAUACAAACUAUCGUCCAUCACUUUCUCUGAUGAAAACGAUGAUCAGGAUUUUGAACUGUGGGAUGACGUGGGUCUGAACACCCCAAAGCCUCCAGAUCUCCUGCAGCUCUACCGCAACUGUGGCAGCAGCCAGCUGUCCCCCCGGGAGAUGGCAGACGUGGCUGUGGGCAUGGACACUAGCGACCUGACCAAGGACUUUAUUACCCAGGAGCCUGUGCAAAGGAUAGAGACCAUCCAGGAGCAGGAGAUCAUACAGGAACUGGAAUACCAGAUCAGUCUUCUGAACAGUGAGAAACAGAGUCUGGCUGAACAGAUAACGCAGCUCCAGAGUAAGAUUGAGGGGAUGCAGAGGAGUGUGUCCGUUUCUGUGGUAACCCCUGCGGGGUGCCGGUCGUCAGAUCCGGGUCUCCCGUGUGAGAGUCCUGUGGAUAACGGCCAGUACCUGGACAUUCGCCGGCCGACGGAGGUGGAUACAGGCUCCGACACCACCCAGACCGCUAGAUUGCCACCUGCUGCACCACCUGCCGCAGGGUUGGACUCGGAAAACUCCACCCAGUGCCUCAACAUGUUUAAAAGCCCCAGCCAGCACGGCAGGGGGGCGGUGCGGUUUGACCAGCCUAACAGGAAGCUGUCCCCGGCCUUCCACCAAGCACUGCUGUCCUUCUGUCACACGUCCGCGGACAGCCGUCUCGGUUCAGAGGUGUCGUGUAUUGCUGACAGUGAGGAGAGUGUGAUGUUGAUGUUGGGUCGCUGUCUGCCUCACAUCGUACCAAACGUCCUGCUGGCCAAGCGCGAGGAGCUCAUUCCUCUCAUCCUGUGUACGGCGUGUCUCCACCCAGAGCCCAAGGAGAGAGAUCAGCUUCUCCACAUCCUCUUCAACCUAAUCAAGAGGCCAGAUGAUGACCAGAGGCAGAUGAUUCUGACUGGCUGUGUGGCCUUCGCACGCCACGUGGGGCCCACACGGGUUGAGGCAGAGCUUCUGCCGCAGUGCUGGGAACAGAUAAAUCAUAAGUACCCGGAGAGGAGGCUGUUGGUAGCAGAAUCCUGUGGCGCUCUGGCCCCAUAUCUGCCUAAGGAGAUCCGUAGCUCCCUGGUUCUAUCCAUGCUACAGCAGAUGUUGGCAGAGGACAAAGUGGACUUGGUGCGGGAGGCCGUGGUCCGAAGUCUGGGCAUCAUCAUGGGCUACAUUGAUGACCCUGAUAAAUACUCCCAGGGCUUUGAACUAAUGCUGCUGUCGCUAAGCGACCUGUCUGAGCGGGUGGUCAGUGCUACACACCAGGUGUUCAUCCCUGCGUUCGCAGCCUGGACCACAGAACUGGGCAAUCUGCAGUCUCACCUCAUCCCCUCUCUACUCACGCGCAUAGAGAGACUACUGCAGGGUGAACAUGGUUUGGAUGAACAUAAACUGCACAUGUUCCUGUCUGCACUGCAGUCUCUGAUCCCACCCCUGUUUGCCGUGGUGCUCCAGAACGCCCCGUUCACCGGCCGCGCCCGACUGGCCAAUGAAGUCACUCCGAUCGAGGUGACGCGGUUCCCACGCCCAGCCUCUCCCCUCCAGGAUGUGUCCACCCUGGUGGGCGGCAGGGAGCAGUUGGCUGCGCUGCUGCAUCUGUACGAACACCAGCUCCAGCACGAGGGUACUGCAGGGUGGGACAGACUCCUGUGGGUGGUCAACCAGCUUCUCCCUCGUCUCAUAGAGAUAGUGGGCGGGAUCAACGUCUCCUCCUCCACCUGUGUGCACGAGUUCUCACGCUUCUUCUGGAGGCUGUGCCGGACGUUUGGCAAAACCUUCACCAACACCAAGGUAAAGCCCCAGUUCCAGGAAAUCUUGCGGCUGUCCGAGGAGAACGUGGAUGCCACUGCUGGUAACGGUGUUUUGACCAAGGCUACAGUUCCCAUCUAUGCAACAGGAGUCCUGACCUGCUACAACCAGGAAGAAGAUCGUAAGCUGUUGAUUGCUUUCUUGGAGGACGUUAUGACCACUCUGUCUCUCUCUCACGCUCCUCUGGACAGUCUGAAGGCUUCGUUUGUGGAGCUGGGGGCCAACCCCGCGUACCAUGAGCUGCUGCUGACAGUUCUGUGGUUCGGGGUGGUCCACACCUCGGCUCUGGUCCGCUGCACAGCCGCUCGCAUGUUCGAGCUGUUGGUGAAAGGGGUGAAUGAAACUCUAGUAGCUCAGAGAGUCGUUCCAGCUCUUAUCACACUCUCCAGUGAUCCUGAAAUUUCUGUGAGGAUCUCCACGAUCCCAGCAUUCGGGACCAUUAUGGAGACUGUAACGCAGCGAGAGUUGCUGGAGCGGGUUAAGAUGCAGCUGGCCUCUUUUCUGGAGGACCCACAGUAUCAGGACCAGCACUCAUUACACAUGGAGAUUAUAAAAACGUUUGGGAGGGUGGGACCCAACGCCGAGCCCAGGUUCAGAGAUGAGUUUGUUCUUCCUCACCUACACAAGCUGGCCAUGGUCAACAACAUGCAGACAGUAGAGCAGAAGCGCAUGGAUGUGGCCAGCCAGCUGUUUGAAGCCUACAGCGCCCUGUCCUGCUGCUUUAUCUCUGAGGAGGUUAUGCUCAAUCAUUUUCUUCCUGGUCUGCGGUGCCUGAGAUCAGAUAUGGAGCAUCUUUCUCCAGAGCAUGAGGUUAUUCUGAGCUCCAUGGUUAAGGAGUGUGAGCUGAAGGUGGAGAGUCGUGCAAUGGGAGAGCCACCAGGGUCCAUGUCUAUCGCAGCCAGUUUGGUGGGUGAAGAUGCCAAGACCAAGUUCCUGAGCAAGAUGGGUCAGCUGACCACGUCAGGGGCCAUGCUGGCUAACGUCUUCCAGAGAAAGAAGUGAGUGUGAGGGUGGGUGUUUCCCAUGAUCCUCUGCUGCCUGGGGCCUGCUACUUGAAGUCAGACGGCUGCCUUUCCCCUCACCCGGCUUCUUUGGUAGUCUGUUUUAUAUCUUAUUUAUGUCAACGUUUUUUCCAACCUCCAAAGAAAUUUGCACUUUUUUUGUUGUUCUGAAAUUGUUUUAUUUACAUCACUACAGAUUUGCUUUGUCUUUUAGACAUGUCAAAUUUAUGAAGGAAAAAAACAAACUUUAAUAAUGAUUCCCUUCUUGUCUUGACCUCUUCGUGUUGCAGUGUCUCUGGAGAUGUUUUCUAUCAGUGUGUGUAAUAUUCGGGUUCUGGUUUUCUUUUGGAUAUGCGCAAACAGUAAAUAACUAAUACACUGAAGAACAUCAUCCCUGUAUCAUGUAUAUUGGAAAUCGGUGUCAUAAUAAAAAAGUGAUCAUCACA